Rotaria socialis is the source of this 945-nucleotide messenger RNA. Lineage: Eukaryota; Metazoa; Rotifera; Eurotatoria; Philodinida; Philodinidae. The record is from the annotation of a GenBank genome assembly.
AUGCGCCUUGCGAGUGGCUUUUUUGCGUCGUCACCAAAUUUCAAAUUAGAAACAUAUCAACACGCGUUUAAAAUAAAUAUACCAAAAAAAUGGACAUGGUUUUUCCUGGAAAAGAAUCAAAUUUUCUUGUUUUAUCAAGAUCCAGUUAAUCUCGUCACAAAAUGGAGAAAUAGAUUAUUUUCAGCAACAGCGGAUCUAUGCUUUGGCACUGAUAAAAGUAGUAUAAAGCAUAUAGAAGAAUUAAUUGACAAUGAUCAAUAUACAAAAUUAGACCAUGGAAUAACGCAGAGCGACACUAAUCCGAAGGAUCGUCAAAACUAUCGCUCUUGUGUUAAAUUAAUAUCCGAUGAUGUUAUCAAUCUACUUACUGAUCGUAAAGACACAGAAGGGACAGUAAUUUAUUUAAUGUUGCUGAAAAUGAUAGUAAGAGCUUACAUGGACAAAUCGGUCACAUUGAGUGAACUAUUACCUGAUCAAUUGAAUGAAAUUGAUAAAUUAGACAUCGAACAAAUAAUCAACAAUGCAUAUGAUCAAGCAACACAUAUUGUUCAACAUUCACAAAUGUUAGAUGUAUUAAAACGGCACGAUUUAAUUAAAUUACAAAACUUGAGCGAAUUUGUUUGUGAUAAUUUAAGUAAAACUUCAAAAAUGCGUAAUUUUUCUUCACAAAUAACAAAUUAUUAUGUCGACGAGUUUGGCUUAGACGACGAAAACGACGAUGAUAAUGUACUUAAUGAUGAACAAAAUCAGCUCGAUGAUGAAGCGUUAUUGGAUUUUGAAAAUGACGACGAUGUUGUUGAUGAAGAAGAUGUACUUACUUCUACAAAAUAUGAGCUCAAUGGAAUAAGAAUAUUUGAUAAUAUUGAUCCAAAUUUAAAGCAAUCGUACUUCAAGAUUAAGUUAAAUGGCAAAAUUAAGUACCUUCAUAAACAAUCAGCGUGCUGA